CUGGCACUCGGUUGGAGUUGGAGCUGCCGACCGCAUCGCUUCACCCGAUCGGGACAUCGAGCUGAUCUCACCUUACAAGCCCGCUGUUUUUUUAACUUCUUUUACUUCAAAAGCCUGUGGUAGUUUUUGCUUCAGGAUACGGGGCUUCUUACUCUUACUCUUAUUUUCCCAGUUUGUUUCUUGCUUUGACUCUGCUGCUGCUAGCAGCUUUUGAGAGGAGAGGAAACAAAGACUAAUUAUGGAUGAUAGAAUGAUGUAUUUAUUGCUUAAACUUGCUGGGUUUGCUUUCCUUAUUCAGAUAUGUACAAGUAAUGAAUUUCACUAUUUAGAUGAUGUGGACUUUGUGGAGGACGACCACCCGCAUGACAAAUGUACCCGCCGCCGUAUGGAUGUCGUUUUCAUCUUGGACGAAUCGUCAAGUAUCCCUCCAGCCGUUUUCCGAAAGGAGAAGCGAUUUGUCGCUCAGAUGCUGAGACAGUUCGAUAUCGGAGUUGACGGGACACGGGUCGGGGUCCUGACCUUUGCAGAUAUGACCCGCGUCCAUGUAAAUCUGAAAGAUUUCGGUCCCAGGCAUAAAAUCUGGUCUCAGGUAAAAAAAAUCAGACAAUUUGGUGGUAAUACCAACACCGGGGAAGCCUUGCGAAUACUCCGGACUUACGCGUUCCAUCCGGCCCAGGGGGCCCGUGUCGGCACCCCGGUCCCACAGAUAUGUAUCGUAGUGACCGAUGGUGGCUCCCAACGCCAUGACCUCACUAAAAUCCAGGCCAUGCGCGCCAAGGCGAAGGGUUUCAUAAUGUUCUCCGUGGGAGUUGGUCCGGAUUCGAACGAGGAGGAGCUACAUAAUAUUGCGUCUGACAUCCACUACAUUCUCUCGCACGAGGACCACGUUCAUGCUGCCGAAGUUUCAUGCGACGCUACUCUGCCCCCACCUCGUUCCAUUAUCCCCGGCUGUGCCGACAACCCCAUCGACCUGGUAUUCGUCCUCGACAACUCAAACAGUAUCCCACACGGCUCCUACGACAAAAUGAUGGAAUUCGUCGCCGAUAUGGUGAUGGGCUUCAACAUUGGGGAGGACGCAACAAGAGUUGCACUUAUCAAGUUUGCAAGUGAUGCAAUACUCGAGUUUACCUUCAACUCUUUUUUCGAUCGAGAGGAUGCCUCGGAUGCCAUCAGAACCACAAACAGGCUCCGCGGUGGUACUUACACGUACUAUGCCCUCAGAAUGAUCGAAACUGAGUUAUUAUUAGCGGACCGCGGGGCUCGGGAAGGCAUCCAGAAAGUUGCCAUGGUUAUCACGGAUGGCAACUCGGCCAACAAGCGACACACUCUCUGGCAAGCUAAGGUCCUGCGAGAAAAAUAUAAUUUCCGCUUCUUUGCACUUGGCGUUGGCAAUGAUAUUGAUAUCACUGAGUUGUACGGCAUUGUCGGCCCAAACAACGAGGCUGAUGUGUUCUUGGUUGAGACCUUUGACCACCUGAUAGAGUUCAGUGAAACUAUGGUCCUGAAAUCAUGCGGCAACGCCCCGUCUCGAGCACCACCAAUUAUUGCCAAGAAAGUCGACAUUGGCCUCACGAGAGCCUUCAAGCCGCAUAGUUCCAACCCAAUCGCCAAGAUGAACAAGGAAACAAGACUAAAGUUUGAUCUGAAGAUCCAGAACGUCGCAAAUACAGACAUCGAACCACUGCCAAGAGGCGAGAAGAACUAUGCAGUCGACUUCUAUUUCUCGCAGGCAAACCUCCAGCGAACACCGAUCCGUCGUACAAGAGUCCACAAGUUGAACAAUAUUGUCGAACCUGGCCUGGAGUUCGGUCUGAUUGGAAACGGGCCUGCUUCAUCGCUGAUUACAUUCGACACUUCUGGUACCUUGCCUGGCAGAGAGUGUAGCAGGUACAUCUGGUUCUGCGCAUGCGUCAGAGAGGGAGAAGAUGCCAAGUACAGAGAUGCCGACGAUAGGAACAAUUGUCAAUGUCGACCAGCAGAGGAGUUGAUAUCCUGUUCGCCUGAUAUCAUGGUGGCGAACUUUGACCCCAAGGGCAAAGAGUACCUGAGAGGAGAGGAAACCGAACUGGACGACAUUUCCCUUAACGUCAAGAACGGAGCAAACCGUGAACCUGGUAACAACAUCCUAAAAGCGGAAAGAGGAGAUAACUAUAAGAUCCAGCUGGUUUUUGCCAAAGAAGAUCUCGCAAAGAACCCCAAUGCUAAGAAGACACCGCCUUUCCCAACUACCUUGAAAACUGGGGAUCUGUCCGUAGCCCUGGAUGCCGCCAGAAUCACACCACAACAACGGAUGAAGGCCAAGGUUAUGCUGCCGGAUGAGGACGACUGUGCGCAGUAUCUGUGGCUAUGCGCAUGCGUUAGUGAGGCAAGUGGUGCGGACUACAAGGAUGCCAAUCCGAACAACAACUGCGAAUGCAAGGAUGUCUCUCCUUUCAUGAAGUGUGUGUUCCUUCCGCUACAAAAAAUAUUUGAUGGCUGCUUUGGAAAGGUUGCUGAUGUAUUCUUCAUUGUCGAUUCGUCAAGCGGCAUCAAGGAUGCAGACUACCAAUCAGUUUUGGAGUUUGCUCAACUUAUGACAUUAGGCAUGGACAUUGGCAGGUCAAAGACUCGUGUCGGAGUGAUCUCGGUUGCGGAUAGGCCCGCGGUUGCGUUUCAGCUGAAUAAGUACUCAGAUAGAGAGGCGACCGCCCUGGCCAUCCCAAAAGUGCGGCGACAAAGAGGACGUUCAAACAAGAUGGCUGACGCCCUUAUCAUGAUGCAAGAGUACAAUGCAGCCAGGUAUGGAGGGAGGGAAGGAGCUUUGAAAGUUGGAAUAGUCAUCACCAGCGGCCCGUCAGCGGACAUGGCAAAGACGAGAGCAGAAGCUAAGAAGGCUCGGGAUAAUGGCUACAUCUUGUUUGCUAUUGGUGCAGAUAACUUCGACUUCGACGAGUUGGAGGGAAUUGCUGACAUCCCGUUUUCCGAGACCAGAUUGUUUACGUCGUAUUCCUACAAAAGGUUGUCCAGAAAUGUACCGGCCGUCGUCGAGGAAAUGUGCAGAUUAAAGCCUGCAGUAAUUAUCGAAAACCCAGAUCUUGCCUUAAAUGACUUUGUGGUCGCCGAUGAAAGUCCCAUAAUGGUCAUGGACAAAGAUGCCACAAUGAAGAUGAAUGUCGUACUCGGAAACAAGGAGGGAGCCGAUAUAAAGCGACUGAAUAGGCGCGAAAAGAACUAUGCCCUGGAUUUCUACAUCUCUGAAGACAACUUGGAGGUCACUCCAAAAUCUGAUACCAGGACAGUGUUCCUGAAGAACGUAAAGGAACCUAACUUGAACUUUGGUUUGAUAGCCAAGGGCUCACCCUCCAGUCUUCUCAAGUUUGAUACAGAGGGAAAACUACCGGUCAGACGCUGUAACAAUCUUGUGUGGUUUUGCGCCUGCGCCAGAGAGGGCAGUGACGCGCCAUGGAUAGAUGCCGACAACACGAACAACUGUAAAUGCCAGGAUGCCAAAGAGAAGAUAUCCUGCUCUCCUGAUAUCAAGGUGACCAACUUUGAUCCGAAGAAGAACGAGUUCUUGAGAGGAGAAGCAACCGAGAUAGGGGACCUUGCUCUCAAAGUUCAGAACGCAGCAGAUCGUCAACCAGGCAACGACAUCUUCAAGGCAAAGACUGGAGACAACUUUGCCAUCGACUUGCACUUUGCCCAGGCUGAUCUCGCCAAGAAUCCGCGUGCUGUGAAGACACCACCUUUCCCAGCUACCUUGAAAACCGGGGACUUAUCAGUUGCUCUCAAAGCUGCGUCGGUCACAGGCAUGCAGAAGAUGAAAGCCAAGGUCACACUACCGGAUGAAGACGGCUGCGCUCAGUACGUUUGGCUUUGCGCAUGCGUAAGGGAGGCACGUGGCGCCGAGUAUAAUGACGCCAAUCCCAACAACAACUGUGAAUGCAAGGACGUCUCUCCAUUCAUGAAGUGUGUAUUCCUUCCGCAACAACCGAUCUUUGAUGGCUGUGUUGGGAAGGUGGCUGAUGUGUUCUUCCUCGUCGAUUCAUCAAGUCGCAUUAAAGACGCCGACUACCAGAAAGUGUUGGAGUUUGCUCAACUUAUGGCAUUAGGCAUGGACAUUGCAGAAGCUAAAACACGUGUGGGAGUGAUCUCGGUUGCGGACAGGCCCGCUGUAGCAUUCCAGUUGAACAAAUACUUUGACAGAGAGGAUGCCGCCCUAGCUAUUCCCAAAGUGCGGCGACAAAGAGGACGUUCAAACAAGAUGGCUGAAGCCCUUAUCAUGAUGCAAGAGUACAAUGCAGCCAGGUAUGGAGGAAGGGCAGGAGCUUUGAAAGUUGGAAUAGUCAUCACCAGCGGCCCGUCAGCGGACAUGGCAAAGACGAGAGCAGAAGCUAAGAAGGCUCGGGAUAAUGGCUACAUAUUGUUUGCUAUUGGUGCAGAUAACUUCGACUUUGACGAGUUGGAGGGAAUUGCUGACAUCCCGUAUUCCGAGACCAGAUUGUUUACGUCUUAUUCCUACAAAAGGUUGUCCAGAAAUGUACCGGCCGUCGUCGAGGAAAUGUGCAGAUUAAAGCCUGUGAAAAACCCAGAUCUUGCCUUGAAUGACUUCGUGGUCGCCGAUGAAAGUCCCAUAAUGGUCAUGGACAAAGAUGCCACAAUGAAGAUGAAUGUCGUACUCGGAAACAAGGAGGGAGCCGAUAUAAAGCGACUGAACAGGGGCAAAAAGAACUAUGCCCUGGAUUUCUACAUCUCUGAAGACAACUUGGAGGUCACUCCAAAAUCUGAUACCAGGACAGUGUUCCUGAAGAACGUAAAGGAACCUAACUUGAACUUUGGUUUGAUAGCCAAGGGCUCACCCUCCAGUCUUCUCAAGUUUGAUACAGAGGGAAAACUACCGGUCAGACGCUGUAACAAUCUUGUGUGGUUUUGCGCCUGCGCCAGAGAGGGCAGUGACGCGCCAUGGAUAGAUGCCGACAACAAGAACAACUGUAAAUGCCAGGAUGCCAAAGAGAAGAUAUCCUGCUCUCCUGAUAUCAAGGUGACCAACUUUGAUCCGAAGAAGAACGAGUUCUUGAGAGGAGAAGCAACCGAGAUAGAUGACCUUGCUCUCAAAGUUCAGAACGCAGCAGAUCGUCAACCAGGCAACGACAUCUUCAAGGCAAAGACUGGAGACAACUUUGCCAUCGACUUGCACUUUGCCCAGGCUGAUCUCGCCAAGAAUCCGCGUGCUGUGAAAACACCACCUUUCCCAGCUACCUUGAAAACCGGGGACUUAUCAGUUGCUCUGAAAGCUGCGUCGGUCACAGGCAUGCAGAAGAUGAAAGCCAAGGUCACACUACCGGAUGAAGACGGCUGCGCUCAGUACGUUUGGCUUUGCGCAUGCGUAAGGGAGGCACGUGGCGCCGAGUAUAAUGACGCCAAUCCCAACAACAACUGUGAAUGCAAGGACGUCUCUCCAUUCAUGAAGUGUGUAUUCCUUCCGCAACAACCGAUCUUUGAUGGCUGUGUUGGGAAGGUGGCUGAUGUGUUCUUCCUCGUCGAUUCAUCAAGUCGCAUGAAAGACACCGACUACCAGAAGGUGUUGGAGUUUGCUCAACUUAUGGCAUUAGGCAUGGACAUUGCAGAAGCUAAAACACGUGUGGGAGUGAUCUCGGUUGCGGACAGGCCCGCUGUAGCAUUCCAGUUGAACAAAUACUUUGACAGAGAGGAUGCCGCCCUAGCUAUUCCCAAAGUGCGGCGACAAAGAGGACGUUCAAACAAGAUGGCUGAAGCCCUUAUCAUGAUGCAAGAGUACAAUGCAGCCAGGUAUGGAGGAAGGGCAAAGGCUUUGAAAGUUGGAAUAGUCAUCACCAGCGGCCCGUCAGCGGACAUGGCAAAGACGAGAGCAGAAGCUAAGAAGGCUCGGGAUAAUGGCUACAUCUUGUUUGCUAUUGGUGCAGAUAACUUCGACUUCGACGAGUUGGAGGGAAUUGCUGACAUCCCGUAUUCCGAGACCAGAUUGUUUACGUCGUAUUCCUACAAAAGGUUGUCCAGAAAUGUACCAGCUGUCGUCGAGGAAAUGUGCAGAUUGAAGCCUCCGGCUCCGAAUCCAGAUCUGGUACUGAAUGACUUCAAGGUUGGCGAUGACAAUCUUCCAAUGGUCGUGGAUCAGGAGACGGACUUGCCAAUGAAUGUGGUGCUAGAGAACAAGGCUGGGGGAAACAUAAAACCAUUAAGGUGGCAACAAAAGAACUAUGCAGUUGAUUUCUACGUCUCUCAGGCCAACUUGGUGAUCACCCCGCUUGCUGAUACGACAGCAGUGCUCCUGAAGACUGUUAGGGAACCUUCACUGGACUUCGGUCUAGAUGCCAAGGGUGCUCCCUCCAGCCUUCUCAAGUUUGGAACAAGAGGGAAAUUGCCAAGUGACCGCUGCAACAAGUACGUGUGGUUCUGCGCAUGCGCCAGAGAGGGAACCGAUGCGCCGUGGAAGGAUGCUGAUAACACCAACAACUGUAAAUGCAAUGAUGCCUCGGAGAAAAUAUCAUGCGCUCCUGAUAUCCAGGUGGCUGAUUUCCUGCCUAACGCAGACGGCAAGACCUUCAAGGGUGAAGCGGUGGAACUCAGCAACAUUAAUGCGAAGGUGAAGAACAGUGGACCAAGAAAACCCGGAAACAACAUCCAGAAGGCUAAAGGAGGAGACAACUUUGCUAUCGACUUGCACUUUGCCCAGGCGGACCUAGCUGUCAAUCCAAAAGCUAAAAAGUCGCCCGCAUUCCCUGCGACCGUGGAAACUGGUGAUCUCUCUGUGGCCUUGAGAGCUGGUGGUAGCACGGCGGACCAGAAGUUGAAAUCUACCAUUACUCACCCUGCCAAUGAAUGUGAAAAAUACGUUUGGCUUUGUGCAUGUGUCCGUGAAGCUUCUGCAGCCAAAUACAAGGACAGUAACACUAACAACAACUGCGAAUGCAAGGACGUCUCCCCGCAGGUUAAGUGUGGAGGUGCAGCGGCUGCAUGUAAAGGCAAGCCCGUGGAUGUGGUCUUCGUCAUUGACAACUCCAAUAGCAUCAGGAACAACGAUUACGUCCAUAUGAUGGACUUCGUCGAGGCUCUCAUCAGUGCCUUUGAUAUCGGUGUAGACAAGGCUAGAAUUGGUCUGGUGACGUUUGCCAGUGAUACCUUGGUCCGGUUUGAGCUGAACAAGUUCUCGGAUUCAGGCGAAAUCAUACAAUUUGUCGAUGGCAUGAGGCGGCAGCAUGGCGGGACGCAAACUGGCGACGCUUUAGAAGAGACGAGAGAACAUACAUUCCAAGAGGAGCAUGGUGCCCGUCCCGGUGUUCUGAAGGUGGCGCUGGUCAUCACUGAUGGUAUCUCUGCCAAUAGGAGACAGACUCUGGCGGAGGCAAAGAUAACCCGAGAUCAUGGUAUCCGAGUAUAUGCGAUUGGUAUUGGCCCUGGCGUUGAUCAGAGCGAGUUGCUUGGCAUUGCCGGGUCGGAAAACCCUCAACAAGUGUUCAGCUCGGAUACCUUUGAGGCCCUUACCACCCUGAGAGAAAGGAUUAUUCAGGACACUUGUUCUGCCACGCCAGCACCACCACACGUUGUAUCAUGCAAGGACACGCCAUCUGACGUAGUCUUCAUCAUUGAUAACUCUAACAGCAUCAGAAGAGGCGAUUACGUCAAAAUGAUUGAUUUUGUCGAAACACUCGUCGGCUCAUUUGAUAUUGGAUUGGACAAGACGAGAAUUGGUGUGGUGACGUACGCAAGUGAAGCCCUGGUCCGAUUCGAGCUCAACAAGUACGGAACUUCUUCUGAAAUUGUCGAGUUCGUUGAUACCAUGAGAAGACAGCACGGUGGUACGCAAACUGGUGAUGCUUUGGAGGAGGCCAGGGAACAUACUUUCAAGACCGAGCACGGUGCCCGUCCCAAUGUGGUUAAGGUGGCUAUUGUGAUCACUGAUGGUGUCUCUGCCAAUCGACAACAGACCCUUGCGGAGGCAAAGAUAACUAGGGACCGGGGAAUUAAGGUAUUUGCUGUUGGUAUUGGUCCCGGCGUUGACAGGUCUGAGUUGGUAGGGAUUGCCGGCGCAGAGAACCCGGGUCAUGUGUUCAGCGCGGCAACGUUCGAGGCCUUGGAGGUUUUGAUUGAAAGUAUUGUAAAGCAAACCUGCGCAGGAGGCCACAUGUUCGCAGAUGCACCAGCUGGCCAGCUUAUCCUACUACCACCCUGCGAGGCGACGCCUAGCGACGUAGUCUUCAUCCUUGACAACUCCGCUAGCGUUCAAAGUGACGAGUAUCGCGAUAUGAUCAAGUUCGCCAAGAGCGUUGUCAGUGAGUUCAAUAUCGGAACACGUUUGAAUCAGACCAAAGUGGCAGCUGUCGCCUUUGCGAGUGCUGCACGGGUUGGAUUUUACCUCAACGAAAAUCGGUAUUUCAUGGACUAUGCCAAAUCUUUCAACGAGAUUCGUCGAUUGUACGGCCGUUCCAACACUGCUGACGCCCUCCGGAUCGCGAGGGUGUCGGCCUUAUCGCCUUUCAGAGGAGCUAGGCCGAGAGUUCAGAAACUUGUUGUACUUAUCACUGAUGGGAAGUCUAACAAUCGAGAACAGACAGUGGCUGAGGCCUCACUUAACUUGGCCGAAGGCAUUGAAACUGUGGUGAUUGGUGUAGGCAAACGUAUCUCGACCAAGGAGCUCCACACCAUAGUUGGCCGAGGACAAGGCCGACGCAUCCUGACCGUGGAGAGGUUCCGCGACCUGCCUCAGGUCAAGGCUGAUGUGGUGAAAGCAAGAUGCUCAAGAGGUUAAUUCUCUGAAGCGGUGUUUGAAUCAAAUGGGAUCGUGUGCCGAGUUGGACAGAAUAAACACGUCAGCUGCCGCUUUGCACAUACGAUAGAAUUAGUCCGAAUACAUUGACGCUGAAUUUAGUUCCGGGAACAUUAUCAAAGAGACUUAUCAGACACUUAUCAACACAAGAAGAACACUGUGCUUUUGCCAAAUAUUUGGACACGGAAAGGCUGAGGCUUGCAGAGAAACAGGACACGACUCUUUAAUGAGAUGACGAUAAUAUUCGACCGACACGGUUCAACAGGAGAUUCAACGUAAUACCAACGACUGCUGAUAAUGAUCCGUGAGGCCGAUUUUUUUAGCGCGACU
Molecule: messenger RNA, 9112 nt
Organism: Lineus longissimus
Lineage: Eukaryota; Metazoa; Nemertea; Pilidiophora; Heteronemertea; Lineidae
Exons: 35
Coding region: 239-8764 (2841 amino acids)
Source: RefSeq, a predicted model, not a curated record